Molecule: messenger RNA, 4786 nt
Organism: Leguminivora glycinivorella
Lineage: Eukaryota; Metazoa; Arthropoda; Insecta; Lepidoptera; Tortricidae
Product: D-beta-hydroxybutyrate dehydrogenase, mitochondrial
Exons: 8
Coding region: 161-1330 (389 amino acids)
Source: RefSeq, a predicted model, not a curated record
GGCGUUUAUAUUUGGGGCGCGCGCCGCGCCGCCGCGCCGCCCGCGCCGCCAGUGAGCGCCCGCCCCGACGCGCGAGUACGUCGCUCUGCUCCCGCGCACCCGAGCCGUCGCCGCGGUGACACAUUCUUCAUUACUGAAAUCGUGACGUGUGGAAGGCAGCAUGGUGGCAGGAGACGUGACGAGGCGCGCGUCGCUCACGGCGCCCUCGAUGCACCGCCGGUCCUCGGUGCGCCGCGGCUCGCUCAUCAAAGGCUCGCAGUCUCAGUCCCAGGAGGUGCCCUGGGACAUCAUCGACCGGUGCGCGCUGCCCAUCGUGCUGUGCCACGCGCUGGCCGUGGUGCUGUCCACCGUCCUCAACGCGCUGCACCUCAGCACCAUCUCUGUCUUCACCCUGUUCCUCUGGUUCGCCAUCUCCGUCACCGGCUCGCUUUGGUUCUACCACAAUCUGCGGGUGACGGCGGCCGGUAAGGCGGUGUUGGUGACGGGCUGCGACAACGUGCUCGGCAACGCCGUGGCGCGCCGGCUCGACGACCUGGGCUACCACGUGUUCGCCGGCUUCCAGGCCAAGGCCGGCAACAUCGACGCCGACAUGCUGAAGGAGGACUGCUCCGGCCGGCUGCACACGUUGCAGCUGGACAUCACUUCUGAGACACAGAUCCUGUCUGCGUCGCUGUACAUCGUGGACCACCUGCCAGAGGGCGCGCAGGGGCUGUGGGCGAUUGUGAACUGCGAGUCGUGGUGCGCGCUCGGCGAGCUCGAGUGGGUGCCGUUCUCCGUCAUCCGGCGCGCGAUGGAGGUCAAUCUGUUGGGUCCGUCCCGGCUGGUGCAGGUGAUGCUACCGCUGGUGCGGCGCGCGCGCGGGCGCGUGGUGCUGGCGUCGUCCAUCCUCACGCACGUGGCGGCGCCGGUGCGCGGCGUGCACGCCGCUUCGCUCGCCGCGCUCGACGCACUCGCCGCCUGCUUGCGCCGCGAGCUCAAGCCGCGCGGUGUCGACGUGGUGGUAGUGGCGGCCGGAGAAUACACGACGGGCAGCGCCUGGCUGUCGGAGGAGAAGCUGCUGGAGCAGGCGCGCGACAUGUGGAAGAGGCUCAGCGACGAGCAGAAGGGCGCCUACGGGGAGGACUACUUCGAGACCGCGCUCCGCAGCCUCGAGAAGUACACCAAGGGCGCUGACGCAGACCUGACGGCGGUGACCCGCGCGCUGAGCGACGGCGUGACGCGCACGUUCCCGCUGGCCCGCUACACGCCCGUGUCCCCGCGCGAGAAGCUCAAGUCCAUCCUGGCCGAGCACCUGCCGCGCUCCCUCUACGAGGGGCUCUACGCCGACUAAGCCACCACUGCCUUCGGACUACCGACCAUCAAGCUUUUCCAUAUUUAACUUACCACCCUAUUACUUUGUCGGUGGCCUAUCGUAAUACCUCCGAGCCCGAUUGUACAGUUCUUGAACAAUAUCUUCUUUUGUAAUCUUCCUUUCGGUAUGUGGGCAGGGCACUUUGUCACGGGUUUUAAUUAAGAGGUUCAUUUUAUCGGAUAUUUUAACGGUAGCCAUCAUUAGGUUGCUUCAGAUGCUCGAAAGACAAACAGUCCAGAAACAGAAGCCCCGCGCGGCGGGGCUCCGUCAACUCAUGGAACGAAUCUAGCGUAUAUAAAGAUUGGCCUUUGACAUAUUUAUUACAGGUUUUUGAAUACAAGAGAUAUGGAUACGAGUACUUAAACCCUUUCCAUGAACGCGGCAUAAGCCUAACGCUAGCGUGUACAAUUGUGCAUAUUGUGCAUGUAUUUGCGCAAAGUUAGCGAUCUAUUUAAUCAUCUCAUGAGAGACGUGCUUAGUUAUGUUGUUAUCACGAUUUUUAUUCCCAUAAAGCUGUAAAAUGCUUAUAGAUAACGAUAUAUAAGUAUUUUACACCUUCAACAUACUAGUAACGCUUAUAAACGACAACCCUGUAAAUAAAAUUGAUUAACGUUUCGGCACCUUUUAUUCAAGUAAAAUAGGUGCCCAAACAGUCCUCAUUGUAUUCUGAUGCCUUUUUAAUAUAAUUUUUGUAGCAUCAUCUUCUAACAAGGGAAAAUUUAAAAUAUCCCUGAGAUUGCUUUUGCGUGCAAAAUUCAAUCUCAAAAUUACAACGUGGUUGUGUCUACACAAGAUGCAAAUAAGCGAAUGAGAAAAUUAAUAUGAGAUCCAUCGGGCCUGAUAAUUAAGUUAGGUGAAGUUGGUCGCCGAAAAUGAGGCCAUACAACGUCGGCUCGGGCUUGCAUAAGCUGCAAAGUUGGAGGAACUUCGUUGGUCAUUUAACCAGCUCCCACUCCCCACUUAAACACGUUCGCGGAACUCCGACAUGAACUGAGGCGAGUUUUCUAUUCAAUUAAACAUUUUCGUUUUCAUCUGGUUAACUAAAUUGCACUUUUUCUUAUUAGUAAUUAUUGCAAAUAAAAACUAUUGUAUCUUACGAUUGAACCGAGUGUCAGAAUUCAAAGUUCUAUAGUAAAGUAUUUCUACUAUUGUUACAUAUUAUGUGGUACUUAGUAAAAUAAUUUUCAAAUCGUUAAGUUAAAGAGAUAAGUACUUAAAUGGGCGCUAAAGUCUAAUCUUUUUCAUUCAGUAAAUCAUUUCUAUAAAAGACCCUCGUCAAAUAUAUUAGAUAACAAACGUCCGACUGACUGUGGCCGACAGCUUCCAAUUAGAGGUCUGUAAAAUUUUUGAGAUCUGAAUAAGUCAAGACAUGUUUUUUUUUCGGAUUUACGACUUAAAAUAAAAAGUUCAUUAAUCAUAAUUAGUACAUACUUAUUUGAAUAUAAUAUAUCCGGAUUCAGAGUUUAAUGUUAGUUAUUCUUGGAAACAAUGUUUUUAUUACGCCCUAGAGUCUACAAGAAGUUGCUUCCCACAAGCGAACACUGUUAUUUCCGUAAGUAAUGGAUACUUACAGCUAUGAAUAUCUAUUACAGCGGCGAAGUAAUUUCUGUUUAAUAAGUUGGUCGGUAUUUCACUGCGCGCGCUCGACGCUAAAUGAUUGCUUCCUUUUGCAACUUGCAACUGGAGCCUAACGCACGCUUUUAUGGUACCUAAACCAUAUUUUAAUAUACGUUUAUGUUUUGCUUAUUUUUUUAAAGUUCGUUCGUAAUAUUUUUUAUACCGGGUCUCUCAAUGCCGAUGAUUAAUUGGGAACUGCAAGCUACAGCCAGCGUUCGAUAUCGCCUUUGUUAAUUAGCUCUCGAUCAACCGUGUCAGCGGCAUAUGUUUCGUUGAAUAUUGAACUUUUAAAAGCCUUGAAUUUUAAUUCUGCUUCACCUUUUAUUCAUAAAUAUUCAAAGCGACAACGAACACUAAUAAUACUAUCAGAAUUAAUAUGAAAGCGUCGUAAAAUAACUUGCCAACGCGUUUCAGACCACUUAGUCGCGUCGCAGAUGCACAGAAGGUUAGUUUUGAAACUUCUUUGCGCUAAACGCGAUGUGUCAGGGUAAGUUACACCUAUUACCAUGUUUUACUAUUAUAGAGACCGAGCGCACCAGUCUUGAAAGAUGAUUCACCGUUAACUCGGCAACAUUUGUCACGAUGUAUCUACACAUGCUGGUGUGGUCGGUCCUAAUUGUAAAUGACUAGGUAUUACAUUAUAUUUAGUCAGUCACUCCUGUGUUCUGUGUAGGCGAGGCAGCGUCCACCAAUCAUUAAUGUAACCAAAAAUGUUGAUUACUUUGCUUAUAAAUAUUUUAAAAUAACAAGGUUCAGGUAAAAUACCACCACAAAAUACCCAGAUAUUGAAUUUAUGUAAAUUGACCUGUUUGUGUUACACGCUGACCGAGCCACUACGGUGCAUGGAGGAAACCAAUUACGUUAUGUAUUUACUUUUGUAUCCAUACAUUGUAUGUAUAUGUAUUUGAUUUUGUUGAUUGAUCAUGUUGUUUUUUUAGAGUUUAUGUUUAGAUAUUAGAAUAACGGCUUAGUCAACUACACUCGAGAAUAGUUUUUAUUGUUCUUGUUUAUAGAUGUUGCAUUUGUUAUCUCGCUCUAAAAUUAAUCCACUAUAUAUGAUUAAGAUUAUGUAUUGUUUGUUUAAUGACAAUUUGUUUUUAUAUAAUAAUCAAAAAUGCCGAUAAAUGUUAGUCGGUCCCUAUUAAUGUCAAAUCUUGUAUGUAUUUCUAUUGAUAUACAUAUUUUAUCAUACAUAUGUAUAUAAUUUGUUGUACUUUUCUGUUUAUAGUUUUAAAGCCAAAUGGGGAAGUAGCUGAGCGGGAGGUGUGACAACAUCUUCAUUGAACGAAAAAAGUGUGAUUUAUACUGGGUAAUCCAUCUUUGAACAAAAGAAUGUGCCGAUCUCGGAGAAAACGAGUGACGACGCAACCGAAGUAAACGGAAUUGAGUAUGUUUGCUGAGGGGCGCACGCCCGGCGCCCGGCGCCCGGCGCAGCGUCUUCGCCACGCAAAUGAAGUCGAGAUUUUGAAUUUCGAACGAGAGUUAUAAAUUGCUCGAAGUUGGAUUACUGUGCCUGAGGUCUAAAAGCAUGGUGACAUUUUCACAACCUCUCAUCAUCAUGACAUUAACGUUUGUUUUCACAUAAAUCAGUCACACCUCGCCUUUCUACUUCUGCUGCAGGCUGUACUUUUCUCCGUUUGUAUUCUUAAAUAGUAUUGGUAUUGUAACAAAGAGCGUGAAAGAAUUUCGUCAUCCAGCCAAAUCCAUUUGGAUGACUACAGGCAUUUAACUUACGAGAGAGCAAUUGACAAGAUUUGUUACGUGUUGAUAUAUUUCGAAUUAUUGUGUUUGUAUUUUUAAUAAAAUAAUAAAGCAUAA